Filobasidium floriforme is the source of this 1884-nucleotide messenger RNA. Its product is annotated as Metallo-dependent hydrolase. The transcript has 5 exons. Gene Ontology annotation, biological process: N-acetylglucosamine catabolic process. NCBI's taxonomy places the organism in Eukaryota, Fungi, Basidiomycota, Tremellomycetes, Filobasidiales, Filobasidiaceae. Gene Ontology annotation, molecular function: N-acetylglucosamine-6-phosphate deacetylase activity. The coding region runs from base 21 to 1700 and encodes 559 amino acids. The record is from RefSeq and is a predicted model, not a curated record.
CUAGAAAAUCGAGUAAUAAGAUGAUCAACGCAGCUCCCCUAGCAUCGCCCCUCGUCAGGCUAUCCAACGCCUACCUCGUCGAUCCGGAAGAUGGCAGUCUCACCACAGCGACCGCCUCGGUCUGGAUCGACGAAAACUCUGGGAGAAUCGUACACAUCGCUUAUGACGAGGACGACGAAGUCGCCAUGAACUCGGGCCGCCGAUCGUUAGCCUCCUUUUACGCGCACAACGGCUUGGCAGAGGGAAGGGAACAUGAAUUGGAGACCUGUCGCACGGUCGAUCUCGAUCAGGCCAUCCUCUCGCCCGGACUGAUCGACGUGCAGAUCAAUGGGUGUUUCGGCGUGGAUUUCUCGGAUUGGCCGAGCGAGGACGUGCUCGGUCGGACAGCUGAGGAGGCGUACUUGGAUGGGCUGGAAAAGGCCGCGCGGGAUUUGACUUGUACGGGAGUGACGAGCUUUGUGCCGACGAUCAUCUCACAGACAUCGAAAUCGUACGAAAACAUCGUACCCGCCAUCGAGACCGCCUUCAAGCGCGCCCAAAAGUCGAUCCUCGGGUACCACCUCGAAGGACCCUUCAUCUCGACCCAGAAACCCGGUUGUCACCCGCAAGACAACCUCACUGAAGCAAAAGGCGGCUGGGAUACCUUUUUGGAGAUGUACGGGGAUGCGAACCUUGUGGCGGUCAAGGUCGACAAGGCUGGUGGGAGGAGUGGAGGGGACGUAGGAGCGGGAGGGGAGAAUGCGAUGGUCAAGUUGAUCACUGUUGCGCCGGAGUUGCAAGGCGUGAUGGGAAGCAUCAGGAAGUUGAAGGAUGCUGGGUUCGUUGUCAGUAUGGGGCAUUCGACUGCCACGACAUCGCAAGCGCUGGAAGCCGUCAACCGGGGCGCCUCGAUGAUUACACACCUAUUCAACGCCAUGCCUCAACUUCACCAUCGUGAACCUGGUAUCCUGGGUCUGCUCGGGAUGAACCAAGCUACGAGCUCCGGCCCCGGUCGACUUUCGCUACACACCUCUCAGAUGGUCCGAUCCGUCGCGGCAUCUCCCCGUCGUUGCGACCCCUCCGACGAACCUCCCUUCACUCGAUCGCGAUCCGGAUCCUCUUCCGACGAAGUCCUCUCGUCCAGUCCCUCUUCGGCCAUGUCUCAGCAGAGGAGGACGAGAUCGACGCUCAUGAACCUGGAGACGGAUCAGUUUGGCGCGCAGACGGUGACGAGGAGGUCGGAUUCGCGUAAACCUUAUUGGAGCAUCAUCGCCGAUGGUGUACAUGUUCACCCGAUGGCGGUCAAUCUGGCAUAUCAGAGUCACCCAGAAGGCUGUGUGCUGAUCACCGAUGCCGUCCAACUUAUGGAUCCUGCUCUUCCUGACGGUCUCUACCCUUGGAGAUCACCGGAACACCUCAUCGAAAAGUCUGGCGAUUCGAUCACCCUCAGCGGGACCGACACGUUAGCAGGCGCUGCCGUAUCUCUCGAUACCUGCGUGCGUAACAUGUCGACCUUUUGCUCGAUCCCUCUUUCCCGGGCUAUUCAUCACGCUACGAGGACGCCGGCGAAAGCAUUGGGACUCAAGGUGGAAUCUACCAAGGGAGCCAUCAGGGUCGGUUGGGAUGCGGAUCUUUGUGUCUGGGAUAGAUUCACGGGGCAGGUGCUGUCGACGUGGGUUGGUGGAAAAGAGAUCUACAACUCCACGUCGGUCAAAGCAUGAGACGAGUAAUUUGCAUCUAGAUGAGGUUAUUCUUGUACGAUAGUUGUAAAAGUAUCGCUUGCAAGCGAGCCCAACCGGUCUGUCAUCUGCCAUGGACAGAAUCAAUAUGGAAACUGGUCAAACUGGCGUAUGCCGCCGCCAGAGUGAGCUGUUCUUGAAUCCGACGUUGAAUUGCAACAAUGAG